CAAGCAUCUGCAAGUUCGUUGUCGUGAUCCAGAAAAGGAGAACGUGAUGGAGUUCUCGAUUUUUUUGCUGGUCUGGACAUUGAUUUUGGCCUGGGUUGGGAGGGGAGUUGUGAGGGUGGUGUGUAAUAUUUUCUUCCACCCGCUGAGGAAGUUUCCUGGACCGAAUUGGGCGAAAGCGACGGAGUGGUGGAAGACAUACAUCGAAGUCGUGAAGCAGGAGUCUAUGACUGAUGUUUUGGUGAGGCUACAUAAACAAUAUGGAGAUGUGGUGAGGGUUGGACCCAAUGAGCUUCACUUUGCCAAUCCAGCGGCGUACAAUGAGAUCUACAGCACCUCCGCCCGCUGGGACAAAGAAAGGAUCCUUUACGAAGCAUUUGGGGAAGACCAUUCCUCCUUCGGCCUCCUCUCCUAUGCGGAGUCAAAGCAGCGAAAAGAUGUUCUACAACCACUGUUCUCACGCCGAGCAAUACUCAACAUGCAAUCUCUCGUCCGAGAAAACAUGGACCACCUGGCCUCAGUCCUGAUUAACAACAACACAGCCGGAAAAUCCUCCGACCUCCUCUUCGCCUUCCGUUGCUACGCAAUCGACACCAUCACCAACUUCUGUUUCUCCAAAAGCGUCCACGCUCUCGACGAGCCGGAAUUCGCAGCCCCCAUCGUCGUCGCAAUGGACGCUUCCCUUCCCACCUUCCACCUCUUCAAGCACUUCCCUCUCUUCAGAAAAACGAUCUUGGGACUUCCUCCAUGGCUAGCGAUCAAGGCUUCGCCUGAGACGGCGGGGUUGACGAAUCUGCAGGUUAUUCUUGGGGAGCAGGUUCGGGAGGUGAGUAGCAACCCGGAGAAAUUGAAGGAUACGAGGUAUCCGACGAUUUAUCAUCGAUUGCUGGAUAAGGAUGCGCAUAAGGGCAAUCCAGUUCCGGAUUUUACUGCGUUGUAUGAAGAGGCGCAGACCAUGAUGUUUGCGGGUGGUGUCACGGUUGGUGAUGCGUUGAUGACUGGGCACUUCCAUGUUCUGGACCAGCCAGAAUUGUACAAGAAGCUUCAAGCGGAGGUAAGGACUGUGUGGCCUGAUAUCAACAGUCCUCCUUCCUUCGAGGCAUUUGAAGGUCUGCCGCUCUUGACGGCAACGAUAAAGGAAACACUCAGAAUGUCACCUGGAGCUUGUUCGCCGCUCCUCCGCGUCGUUCCUCCCUCCGGCGCCACGGUCUCGGGAAAAUCCAUCCCAGGCGGCACAAUCGUAGGGAUUACUAGUGUCCUGGUCCAUCAAUCGCCCUCCAUUUUCCCAGUCCCAGAGAAGUUCAAUCCAGGUAGAUGGCUAGGCGAUGAUGCGAAAGGCCUUGAGCAAUGGCUUGUCGCGUUCAGCAAAGGACCAAGAAGUUGUUUGGGGAUCAAUUUGGCUUGGUGUGAAUUGUAUAUUGCGUUUGCGACGAUGCUGAGGAGGUUUGAGAUGAGGCUGGAUGGAACCAAGAGGGAGGAUUUGGUGUGGAGGGAUUGCUUUACGCCGUACUUUUCUGGGAGACAUUUAAGGGUUUGGUGUGUGCCGGUUGAUGAGUGAUCGGUGCUUUGCCUGAGAAUUUUGGAAUCCACAUGUUCCAGUACCUCGAAUAUUCUGCUGGAGGGAGGCGGAAGAAGAGAAUGAGUGAAGAUUGAAACCCAUGGACUGCAGUUGAUACCCCCCAAAUCCUCACUGUGAAUGAGUGACACUUCAUCUAAACUUGAGAACUCGUCGUUGUGAAGCUGUUCCAGAGCCGUUAUGUUGUACUCAAGGGUUGAGAAGUCAUCAGGCAUCAAGCAACGAAGUCGCAAUUUGCAAGCUCGAGCACGGCAAGGAAACUGGAAGUGCAGCAUACUUAAAGAGGGAAAAUAUGCGAAAGCAUGUGUUCACAUGGAGACACCACUUUUCGGAUCAGAAGCUUGGGGAAAUUGCCAAGGUUGAGUGACUGACUCACGCGGCGUGUUAGAGCCAGCUAAGCGUGGAGGGGUCUGGGGGCCCAACAGUUUGUUGUAUAAAUAUCAUCGAC
Messenger RNA from Hyaloscypha bicolor E, 2021 nucleotides. Its product is annotated as putative P450 monooxygenase. Gene Ontology annotation, molecular function: oxidoreductase activity, acting on paired donors, with incorporation or reduction of molecular oxygen; monooxygenase activity; heme binding. Bases 47 to 1555 code for a protein of 502 amino acids. The record is from RefSeq and is a predicted model, not a curated record. The transcript is spliced from 4 exons. NCBI's taxonomy places the organism in Eukaryota, Fungi, Ascomycota, Leotiomycetes, Helotiales, Hyaloscyphaceae.